AUGUAUGCACCUCUGCUCUCUGCACAUGUCAGGAUCCCGGAGGUGGAACAAGGUCUUCUGCGCCUGCACAAGAUUUUGCACUGCCAGGUGCUGACGUUAGGAAGCCAGGGGAGGUCUGUGAGAUUUGUCUUUCUGUCCUUUUGGGCUUUGUAUUCCUAUGACAGACAACUGGUUUACCCUGAAGGCCUAGAUAAAGUCAUUCCUCAAUGGCUUAAUCAUGCUGUGCACACGGCUGUGUUUCCUAUUGCGGUCUUAGAAAUUCUAACAUCUCCACAUCGCUAUCCUCCAAAGAGAAAGGGACUUGCCCUCUUGGGAAUUUGUUCAAUAUCAUAUAUAAGCUGGGUAAUAUGGAUUUACUUUGCUGAUGGGAACUGGGUUUAUCCUUUUCUUGGAAUACUUUCUCCUUUUGAAUUUUUUAUAUUUUUAUUGAGCAGUCAUAUAUUGGCAGCCUCUGUCUAUAUUGUUGGCGAAACACUCAACUAUGUAGUAUGGGGUGAAGUACAGAAUAUAAAAAUGAAAAUGUAACCCUCCACAAGUCAAACCCUCCGGGG
Messenger RNA from Bufo gargarizans (Asiatic toad), 551 nucleotides. Its product is annotated as androgen-dependent TFPI-regulating protein-like. Lineage: Eukaryota; Metazoa; Chordata; Amphibia; Anura; Bufonidae. The transcript is spliced from 5 exons. Gene Ontology annotation, cellular component: membrane; endomembrane system. The record is from RefSeq and is a predicted model, not a curated record. The coding region runs from base 1 to 525 and encodes 174 amino acids.